UUACCCAAACACAAAUUUACUCAUACACUCGAAGACGAACCAGUGUGAGAUCAUCAAGUUUACACCUAAACCGUCUUUUUGGUUCGAUUUGAUGAGAAUUGUGUUAACUGUGUAUCCCAUCAACUCAUAAUGCAUUUUUCGUUUUUUUUCAUCGCGUUAUUCCCCAAUGUGGAUUUUUCUGUUAUAAAAAGCAAUUUUUGUCUUUCUUCCCUUCUAAAUGGGAAGAAAAGGAAGUUCAUGAAUACAGAUCAUCGCUUAAUAACGUCGUUUUAACUUCCGAGAAGAUAUAAAAUAAGGGUUUGAUGCAAUUUGUGGUCAGUUCAAGUAACAUUUUUGAACAAGUCUGAUCUCUGUUUAUAUACUGUCCAACCAAUAAUUCGAAGUUGUGUUUCUCAAAAUCUCACUCAAUCAUCUAACUAUUGAAUAAAAUUAUGAAUAAAUUUCUACCUUUGAAACCUUUUUGGAAAACGUAAAAGUUUCAAAUUUCAUCUAGUGUGCAAAUUGAUUAGUUGCCCUAAUCAUGAAACACUUGACGGCCAUCGUAGCUGUCCUUAUUGCUGUGACAGCAUUUUUUCCAGACGUGAUAGGGGAGGAAGACAAAAAUGACGUUGAGUCCAGUAGUCUGCAUGCAAAUUUGACUUUGUCCCCAGUCGACGCUGCAGAAGUCACUGUGAUACCCAGCUCAAGAAAGGGAAGGGGCGGCAUCCUAUCUGGUGGAAAGAGCAUCGUAGUUAUUCCUGCAGGAGGUGGGGGUGGUGAAGGGAAAACAUUGCUGCCCAAAAUUUAUCUGACUGCUGGAGUAGCCACGGCUGGAAAAUUUAAGGGAGGGGAGUCCUCAGGCGGUGGAGGGAGUGGUCAUGGAGGAGGCGGUGGUGGUGGGCACGGAGGAAGUGGUGGUGGGAGUGGUCAUGGAGGCGGAGGAGGCAGUGGUGGAUGGGGAUCAGGAUCAGGCGGAUCAGGAUUGGGCGGAUGGAUGGGAAAUCUAGGUGGGGGCAGUCUUGGUGGCGGCGGUCUUGCAGGCUGGGGAAUGGGACUUGGUGGGGGUUGGGGGCUGGGUGCAAGUGGAGCAGGACUCGGUGGACUUGGGUGGGGAAUGGGGGGUGGUUUGGGAGGUGGUGCAAUGGGACUUGGCUGGGGAUUAGGUGGACUCGGUGGAAUGGGAGCUGGUUGGGGACUAGGAAGUGGGGCAGGCCUUAUGGGAUGGGCAAUGGGAGGAGGAAUUGGCGGCGGUGGGUGGGGUUUAGGUGGAGGAGGAGGAAUGGGUGGUGGCUGGGGAGGGUCUCGUGGCUUUGGAGGUGGGUGGGGGGGCGGAGGAGGUGGUGGGGGCGGUUGGGGAAGUGGACCAGGCUGGGGUGGUGGUGGUGGUGGAGGAGGAGGAGGCAAGUUAUACAUUGUUGACGCUGUCUUGGACUAUGCACUAAUUAUUUAG
Messenger RNA from Folsomia candida, 1429 nucleotides. RefSeq names its product glycine-rich cell wall structural protein 1.0. The record is from RefSeq and is a predicted model, not a curated record. Bases 521 to 1429 code for a protein of 302 amino acids. The transcript is spliced from 3 exons. Lineage: Eukaryota; Metazoa; Arthropoda; Collembola; Entomobryomorpha; Isotomidae.